Molecule: messenger RNA, 820 nt
Organism: Cokeromyces recurvatus
Lineage: Eukaryota; Fungi; Mucoromycota; Mucoromycetes; Mucorales; Mucoraceae
Exons: 1
Coding region: 33-785 (250 amino acids)
Source: RefSeq, a predicted model, not a curated record
ACAAAGACGAAGGAAAAGCGGAUCAAGAUAAUAUGAGAGAGCUAAAUGAAGAUCAACAACAUAGUAGUAAUAAUGUCUCUCGAUGGAAACGACUUCGCUGUUCUUCAUUUUUAGCACGAUCUCCUCCUUCAUCAAAUACUACUACUCAUGGUUUAUCUUCUUUCUGUAGUCAAGCUGCUAACAAAAUCAUGCCAUCUUGGCAUCGUAACCAUCGUCCAUCUGCCAUGACAAUACCAUGCUCACCACAAUCCUCUAUUUCAACUCCAGCUAGUAACCUUACUACUGCAUCAAGGUCAAUUCGACAACGUAAAGGAGGGGAGGGAGGCUUAAAGAAAUGUAAAUCAAGUCUUUGUAUUGUUUCUGAAAACAACCCUGAAUUAAGUCUAUCCAGUCAUAUUAGUAUAGCCGAUACAACAACAACAACAACUUCAUCUAUAUCUCAUGAACUGAAGAGUACUAUUAAAAUCAAAGUUAUAUAUGAUGCACAUAAUAUUAUUGUCAUACAGGUUCCUCGGACAAUUGCCUUACAUGAUUUACGUUCUCGUAUCGCACAAAAAUUUUCCGAUCCAAGUAUAGGAAGUCCUAUUAAAGUCCAUCAUGAAGACCUUGUAUUAUUAUUCAAUGAAAAUGGUAGUUAUAGCAGCAGCAGUACUUCAUCUUCAACACAUAAUUCUGAUAUCGUUACGCUACCUGCUAUUUUGAUUAAUAAGGAAAAAGAUUUGAUAAAUAUGAUGCAAACAAAAUGGAAUAGAAUGAAUAAAGUUACUUUGCGUUGUAUCAUAUAACCGGCCUUCCAUUAUAAUUACUUACUUACUUACGC